GGCACACCAUUUAUGGCACGGUUGUCUAAUUGCCUCCACUACUACAUUCAUGACAGACUGAACAAUGACCAGGCUGGAGAUGAAACAUCAAAGUCAUCCUCUCAGACGCUAACGUGCCAGGGGAAGGUGAACACAAGAUUAUGGGACUACAUUCGGAGACAACGAGCCCAACCCGAUCACGACCCCAACACUCAGCACUGUUUGUGUGGGGCUGAUGCUGACCUGAUCAUGUUGGGCCUGGCUACUCACGAGCCCAACUUUACCAUCAUCAGGGAGGAGUUCAAGCCCAACAAGCCGAAGACAUGUGACAUCUGUGGUCAAGAAGGCCAUGAAAUGAAGGACUGCAUCGGCCUGACAAACGAGGUGAGUGACCCAGGAAAGCCGAUCACGAUGGGUGAGGAGCAACAGUUUAUCUUCGUGAGACUCAACGUGCUCAGAGAAUAUCUGGAGAGGGAGCUAGAGAUGCCAGGACUGCCGUUUGAAUAUGACUUUGAGCGAGCCGUUGACGACUGGGUCUUUAUGUGCUUCUUUGUUGGCAAUGAUUUUCUGCCUCACCUGCCGUCGUUGGAAAUCCGGGAAGGUGCCAUUGACCGGCUCGUUAACCUGUACAAGAAGACCGUCACGAAAACUGGGGGGUUUAUCACUGACAGCGGCAACGUUACGCUGGACCGUGUACAGCUGAUUAUGACAGAUCUGGGUGACGUAGAGGAUGAGAUCUUCAAGAAUCGACAACAGACGGAGCUUAUGUUCAAGCAGCGGGACAAGAUGAGGAAGCGUCGAGAGAAACAGCAGAACAUGAGACACAACUUCCAAGGUCCAUGGGCACCACAGCCGGUAGGACAGAACGCCGGCCCCAUGUACCAACCGAGGCAGGAGGCAUAUCACCAGAGAGUGCAGCACAUGCACUCCCAGUCCGCCGCAGGUAGUUACAACUCUCCACCGAACCAGAGCAAUCGGGGACAGAAGAGAACUCAUGAUGAUGUGGAUGAGGGGAGUGAGGAGGAGGAGGGGGUGAAUGAUGAGGUGAGACUGUGGGAGAGCGGUUUCAAGGACCGAUACUACGAGUCCAAGUUCGACGUAGGAUCCGACAACCUGGCUUUCCGGUACAAGGUGGCGUUGGAGUACGUCAAGGGCCUUUGCUGGGUCCUCAAAUAUUACUAUCAGGGCUGUCCCUCAUGGAAGUGGUACUUCCCCUACCACUACGCUCCCUUCGCCUCGGACUUUAUCAACAUCGGCAGUCUCGACACCGACUUUGAAAUGGGAACUCAACCUUUUAAGCCUCUGGAACAGCUGAUGGGUGUGUUUCCGGCAGCGAGCUCCGCCCACGUGCCUGCGCCAUGGGCCCACCUGAUGAGCGACCCGGACUCGCCCAUAAUUGAUUUUUAUCCUGAAGAUUUCAAAAUUGACCUGAAUGGAAAGAAGUUCGCCUGGCAAGGUGUAGCGUUGCUGCCAUUUGUGGAAGAAGAAAGACUGUUCAAGGCUUUGGAACCCUUCUAUAGGGAUCUCACACCUGCAGAAAUCAGACGUAACGUGCGAGGUGAUGACCGCCUGUACAUGAACCAGGCCCACACCUGCUACUCGUUCCUGAUGGACAUCACCAUGAAUGAGGCCAACUUCAGCAAUGAGACGUCGCUGGCUGCCGACGGCAUGAGAGGCUCUAUCCUUAUCUCUGAGGACAAGGUCAAGGAGGGAGGGUCACUACCAUCUCCAGUGGAAGGUCUGUCAGUGAUUCGGAUGAAUGCUGUCAUGUGUGUGCGGUUCAGGGAUCCCAAGUACCCCACGAAUUCCUUCAUCUUUCCGGCCAAGAGGCUGUCUGGAGCAAUAGAGCCUCCACGAGUGCUGAAGCCUGGGAACCUGAGCCGGGAAGACAGCAACAACUGGAGACCUCAGACUGGGUUUGUAAGGUCGAACCAGCGAGGGUCUCUGAACGCUGCCGGCCACAGGAUGCUAGGGAGAUACAGUGGACGGUUCGGUGGAGGUAGGGGUGGAUCCCAGGAUUCCUCACCAGGAGUGUACUCCUCAGUACCUCCCCCUCCUAAUGGCUUCCGUGGACAACCUUACAGGCAGGAUGAUUACCAAGGCCCUAGCCGUAACCGUGGCAACAGAGAUGGGCGAUACCAGCCUUUCCAGAGGAAUUCGGGUGGGUUUUAAACAGUUCCAACUCGU
Homalodisca vitripennis (glassy-winged sharpshooter) is the source of this 2166-nucleotide messenger RNA. RefSeq names its product 5'-3' exoribonuclease 2 homolog. Gene Ontology annotation, biological process: nuclear-transcribed mRNA catabolic process. Gene Ontology annotation, cellular component: nucleus. Gene Ontology annotation, molecular function: RNA binding; 5'-3' RNA exonuclease activity; zinc ion binding. The record is from RefSeq and is a predicted model, not a curated record. NCBI's taxonomy places the organism in Eukaryota, Metazoa, Arthropoda, Insecta, Hemiptera, Cicadellidae.